Messenger RNA from Orbicella faveolata, 1218 nucleotides. Its product is annotated as adrenocorticotropic hormone receptor-like. Gene Ontology annotation, molecular function: G protein-coupled receptor activity. Gene Ontology annotation, cellular component: membrane. Gene Ontology annotation, biological process: G protein-coupled receptor signaling pathway. NCBI's taxonomy places the organism in Eukaryota, Metazoa, Cnidaria, Anthozoa, Scleractinia, Merulinidae. The record is from RefSeq and is a predicted model, not a curated record.
UCAUGAUACCAGCAAACGUAACUGAUCCAAAGUACGAUUUUUAUUUGAUGAUAAUCGAUGACAAGGCAUACUGGCUGAGUUUAGCUGUGGUGGGAUUCAUUUUAGCAACAGUUAUUAUCGUAGGAAACUCCAUUCUACUCUUCACGACUUACAAGGAUCCUCGUAGAUCACUGCGUACACCGCCAUCUUUCCUGAUUACGAAUCUGAGCGCAUCAGAUUUACUGCUGGGACUAUUCAAUGUUUUUCUUGUGGCUUUGAGAGAUGUCUAUCGAUCACGACUUGAACAUAUGCCUUAUGUUUUCGUGUUUAAGACAAUCAUGUACACCGUGCUAUCUACAACCCUAUCUGUGAGCAGCUAUUCCAUAAUAGCCAUGUCAUUAACUUGUUACGUCGCCAUCAACAAGCCCAUGGAUUACAAAUCCAUCGUCACCAAGAGAAGAAUCAAGAUUUUUAUUGCAGUGUUGUGGAUGGUAUCUUUAGCGACGUGUGUUCUCCCUAUAACGAAUAUAUCCGAGAAGACAUACACGCUAAUUUAUCUCCACACUCACGCUUCGCUACCUGUCAUCUUGUUGACAGUUAUCUACGCAAAUGUGUUCCGUGCUCUCGCGAGACGAACUCGAGAGCUUCAGCUAGGAGGGUGUGACUCGAUUUCAAGUAUUUCGUUGCGAAAAAAUCGAAAUAUGGCUGUUACAAUUAUCAUUAUUCUUUCGCUGUUCUAUUUCUCUUAUAUACCUCAAUACAUCACUCUACAUCUACUGUACUUUUGCAAACCCUGCCAACAUUCAUUAACUUUCCACAAGAUUGACGUUGCAUUGUCCCGGUUUUUGUUCAUAAAUUCAGCGGUGAAUCCAUUUGUCUACGCCUGGAGAUUGCCAAAGUAUCGAAAAAGGUUUAAUGACUGUUGGCAGUUCAUCCGAGGCAAGUUGAGAAUUCCUUGCAAGGGACUUUUGAACCCAAGGACACAGUCGAGCCAAACGAAAAGUGCUUGGGUGUGUCAAAGAAGAUUAUGGCGAAAUAGACGAGUUGAUAUUUCAUGUACUUGCGAUAUUUCCAGUAUUGAACUGAAAAAGAUUAAAGUGACAAUCGUGUAGGAAACUAAACAUUUUUAAAGCCUUAUUGCACUCAUGUUUGCAGAAUGAAUAUCAUUAGUGGUAAAUACCGUGAAUAUAGACCUAGGCAGCGUCCACACUAAGCCAGAAAAAUUUUAAAUACAGUUUU